Schistosoma curassoni is the source of this 472-nucleotide messenger RNA. Lineage: Eukaryota; Metazoa; Platyhelminthes; Trematoda; Strigeidida; Schistosomatidae. The record is from the annotation of a GenBank genome assembly.
UUCUAUUUACGGGCGCCCGAAAUUGCAGCAACCAAAUAUUCAAUUGAUGAUGAUGAUGAUGAUUCUUUUAGCAGCUACGGUGAAAGUGGUCAUGGUGAAAAUAAUAAUGAUCGUCUACUGAACAAAGGCAAUUUGGCUACAUUUAUAUUAUGGAUAAAAGAUAUAGGUUUGACUAAAUCAACCACAAAUAUGACGUAAAUUUGCGGUUAGAACAUUUAAAAGUUUGUUCUUAACAUAAAUAUGGAGGUCAGUUACAUAUUGGAUAACUCAAUUGUAAUAUUUCUGACUGUGAUAUUGAGUUAUGCGUAAUAUGUAACUUCUAUUUGUUGCAAUAUCUAAGAAGUUGAUGAGCUAUGCAGUUAGUAUUUCAUAAUUGAUAUAGCUUACCUGUAAGAUUUCGUCUUUUAACGUAGGCAAGUAUCAUGUGACGGCAGGGAUAUCGACCCAUCAUAAACGUGCUACAAUUGCAUUG